Molecule: messenger RNA, 940 nt
Organism: Prorocentrum cordatum
Lineage: Eukaryota; Dinophyceae; Prorocentrales; Prorocentraceae
Source: the annotation of a GenBank genome assembly
CAGGUUUGCGCUGGCCCCCGGACGCUGCUGCUGCCCCCGCGUGAGGCCCUCCAGCAGCCGGGCAUCAUAGACGGCCGGACCCAGGAGGACCAGCCCUCCGACGGGGGGCUCUCGCGAGAGCCGCGGCUGCUGGAGCAGCCGCCGCCGGCAGUGGCGGGGGCGCCCCCGUGCCCGCCGGAAGCGGCUGGCCACGAGGAGGAGCUCGGCGAUUACUUGACCCGCCUCGGAGGCAGGGGCAGCCUGGCAGCCCUCGAGCUGAGCGUGGCAGGGCUUCGGUACGGAGACCUCGAGGCUGACGAGGCGGAGGAGCUGCGGCAGUCAUUGGCGCGCACCGCGGCCGCGGCCCUCCACGUGGACCCCGGCGGGGUGCUCGACAUGCAUGGCCAGGCCUCGGGCCUGUCGCUGGGCAGCAGGGGCGCCGCGGGCGACCUGGUCGCCGACGGGUUCCUCAGGCUCCCCCCCGGCGGCACGGUGCGGGUCGCUUCCGAGCAGCUGCGCGGGGACGGGUCCGUGGUCGCGCUGGUCACAGAGACGGGGGAGGGCUCGUACUUCGAGCUGGACAAGGACAGCGAUGGAGCCUUCAGCCACGAGGAGUUCGUCGCCGCCGCCAAGGCGUACCUCGAGCCCAGCCUGGACCUGUCCGAGCCCGCUGCCGCGGACCUCUUCCGUCUCCUGGAUGCCGACCUGGACGGCAGGCUAGACGGGGACGAGUUCUUCGCGCGCCGCUUCCGGGCGUGCGCUUUGCCGCAGGGCGGCGCGGCCGCCGACGCGCCCGCCGCCAGCUGAAUUCGGAGCCGGCGACCGCCCGCACCCGCGACGCGCGCGCGCCGCGCGGAUCCCGCUGGCAGCCCCCUGGGGCGCCUUGCCGUGGGGCGCCGCGGACCCCGCCGGUGUCCGCUUGCUGAACGAGGCCCCGGCGCUGAAGCGGCUCGCGCUGAAG